Molecule: messenger RNA, 1906 nt
Organism: Cuscuta epithymum
Lineage: Eukaryota; Viridiplantae; Streptophyta; Magnoliopsida; Solanales; Convolvulaceae
Source: the annotation of a GenBank genome assembly
UUGUAAUUGAUGAUCUUAAACAGGAUCAGAUAAUGCAGGUUCUUUAUUCUCUGCCCCAGACUGAAAAUGGACUUUCUCUAAAGUCUCGGAAUACCCCCUCCCCCUUUUCUUCAUUCAUGCUUUCUUUUUCAAUUUCUUAUUCUGGAAAUGGGGAUGAAUCCAGGCUCCCAAUGAUAAAUCCAGUCUCCAUGGCUACGCAUUGCUCUCAGCUCGUCUGAUAUCUGAGGGGCCUCCACCACCUGUAUAUGUGUACGUAUAAUUGUUGUAUACAUCUACGCUUUUGUCUGUGUGCGUUUUGUACAUUUUGUGUGUGGAUUUUCCCGCUCCCCCCUCUGUUAUGUUGUUCGUCGGGAAGCUUAAAAUUGAAAGCUGGAAUCAUACGAUCUUAUCUGUUAAUGGAGUGAUUCAUGUGGAAAAAGAACCCGUUUUUAUUAGUUGAUUGAUAAGGGAAAGGGAGAAAGAAAUGUAUGGCGCAAGGGCUCAUACUCAGAGCCUGAAGGAUUUGGCGUUAGAAUACGGGUCUCAGAUCACGACACUCCGACCGAGCAUUUACGCCAGGAGGGCGAACCUGACGGUGAAAUUCCAGGAUCUGUAUGGUUUCACGGUGGAGGGAAAUGUGGAUGAUGUGAAUGUGUUGAAUGAGGUGAGGGAGAAGGUGAGGGAGCAGGCGAGGGUAUGGUGGUCAUUGGAGGCCAGCAAGGGUUCCAAUUGGUACCUCCAAACUCAUGUCUACUCAACUCUCAAGUCUUCCCUCAAGUUCUCUGCUCUUGUCAAUGCCAUCACCCUCAAGCGCCUCAUCCGUAAGGGCAUCCCUCCCGCCCUCCGCCCUAAGGUCUGGCUUGCCCUUUCUGGUGCCGCCAAGAAGAAAUCCACCGUCCCGGAGAGCUAUUAUGAUGAUCUCACCAAGGCCGUCCAGGACAAGGUCACCCCUGCCACCAAGCAGAUUGAUCAUGACCUGCCGCGUACUUUUCCUGGUCACCCAUGGCUGGACACGCCGGAGGGUCAUGCUGCUCUUAGGCGCGUUCUUGUUGUUUAUUCUUUCCGUGAUUCUGAUGUUGGCUACUGUCAGGGUUUAAAUUAUGUUGGAGCUUUACUAUUGCUUGUGAUGAAAACUGAAGAAGAUGCUUUCUGGAUGCUUGCUGUCCUUCUAGAGAAUGUGCUAGUCAAUGAUUGUUAUACAUACAAUUUAUCUGGAUGCCAUGUUGAACAAAGAGUGUUUAAGGAUUUGUUAAGAAAAAAGUGUCCAAGGAUAGCCUCAAAUUUGGAUGCUUUGGAGUUUGAUGUAUCUCUUGUUUGUACAGAAUGGUUUCUCUGUCUCUUCUCCAAGAGUUUACCUUCUGAGACAACCUUGCGUGUCUGGGAUGUCCUAUUCUAUGAAGGGGCAAAAGUCCUAUUUCAUGUUGCGUUGGCAAUUUUUAAGAUGACCGAAGAAGAAUUGGUAUUGGCGCACCAAGUUGGAGAUGUAAUAAAUAUUGUACAGAGGACCACUCAUCACCUUUUUGAUCCCGAUGAUUUAUUAACGGUAGCUUUUGACAAGAUAGGCUCAAUGACAACCACAGCUAUAUCAAAACAUAGGAAAAAGCAGGAGCCAGCGGUGUUGGCGGAGCUGGAUCAGAGAUCAAGACGGUUGUACUCAUAUGGUGAGGAUGAAGGAAGAUGACAACUAGGCAUGCAAAUGUGUAAUUGUAAGGUAUCAUACUACAAAAUACAUUUUUUCCCUUUUUAUCUUUUCUCGGGGGCAUUCUACUUCCGGGCUUGUUAGCAGAUAAAAUGAAUUUGGGCCUUUGUUGUGGAAUUAUGUGAAGUUUGUAACUAAUCCAUGUACCUAGUUAUCAUCCGUGGUUUUGUAAUAUUUGUAAAUGAAACCUUUCCUCCAUUUUUGGUUAUGGAUAUCUCAUAUCUCAUC